AUGUUAUCUAUAUUGCGCAAAGCCAGGCUUAAAGAUAAGGAGAUGCGAAUAUUGAUGCUCGGACUUGACAAUGCUGGCAAGACGACCAUCGUCAAGAAGAUCUUGAACGAGGACGUGAAUACAGUCAGUCCCACAUUGGGCUUCAUUAUCAGGACUAUCGACUUCAACGGCUUCAGGCUCAACAUAUGGGACGUGGGAGGUCAGAAAACGAUCAGGUCGUACUGGCGCAACUACUUUGAAAAAACAGAUGCUUUGAUCUGGGUAGUCGAUGCGACAGACCACUUGCGAAUAGAUGAUUGUCGAGCAGAGCUGAGAGGCCUGCUGCUGGAGGAGCGACUGUCUGGGUCGAGCCUCUUAAUAUUUCUGAACAAGACAGACAUAUCGGGUGGCAUGACUGUGGAAGAAGUAACUGACGCCCUUCAGCUGCGGCAGAUCCAUACUCAUCGCUGGACCGUCUUUCCUUCCAGUGCCAUGACCGGACAGAACCUGGAGCCGGGUCUGGGGUGGGUCGUCAAAGAUGUACAGGACCGGAAUUUUGGCUUCGGUGGUCAGUAG
This is a messenger RNA of Cyphellophora attinorum, 555 nucleotides long. Its product is annotated as ADP-ribosylation factor-like protein 2. NCBI's taxonomy places the organism in Eukaryota, Fungi, Ascomycota, Eurotiomycetes, Chaetothyriales, Cyphellophoraceae. Bases 1 to 555 code for a protein of 184 amino acids. Gene Ontology annotation, biological process: protein folding. The transcript is spliced from 3 exons. Gene Ontology annotation, molecular function: GTPase activity; GTP binding. The record is from RefSeq and is a predicted model, not a curated record. Gene Ontology annotation, cellular component: microtubule cytoskeleton; cytoplasm.